Aspergillus welwitschiae is the source of this 2772-nucleotide messenger RNA. RefSeq names its product FTFMHR domain-containing protein. The coding region runs from base 1 to 2772 and encodes 923 amino acids. Gene Ontology annotation, biological process: regulation of transcription by RNA polymerase II; DNA-templated transcription. The transcript has 7 exons. Gene Ontology annotation, cellular component: chromatin. Gene Ontology annotation, molecular function: DNA-binding transcription factor activity, RNA polymerase II-specific; zinc ion binding; RNA polymerase II cis-regulatory region sequence-specific DNA binding. The record is from RefSeq and is a predicted model, not a curated record. Lineage: Eukaryota; Fungi; Ascomycota; Eurotiomycetes; Eurotiales; Aspergillaceae.
AUGGUUCUAAGAAAGGUUGUUAUUGGGGUCAGAACCGUACCCUCCUUUGCAGCGAAAUUGACCGCAACUAAAGACUUUACAGCUUCAAUUCUGACCCAAUUUUGUGGUGAGGGUCACCGACGGCUCGUUGUCGCGACGCUUCGUUGUCCGGUUACGUUUUUCUUUUGGGAAACUUAUGAAAUCAUUGAAGAACCGAUAGCCAAUGACUGCAUCCGAACCCAUGAAAGAGUGGGGGCUAUCCGGCAUGCUGACUCAUAUGUUACCCUCUCCUUCUCUGCCCGCAUUUUGCACCCCAAUUUCAUCAUUUCCAUCCCUUUCCGAAUGGCUCCAGGAAGACCCAAACUCCAUGUCCCUCCAUGUACCUUCUGUGGGAGGAUCUUCAGUCGGUCGCAACACCUGCGGCGACAUGAGCUGAUUCAUACGCAGGAAAAGCCGUUCCAAUGUCACUGCGGCCGUGCAUUUUCCAGACAGGACCUUCUGAGGCGCCAUGACCGGGUAUCCCACUCGUCCACUGGACUCCAAUCGCCUCCAGAGAAAUCCUCUUCCAACCCUACUAGAUCUUUGAGCACUGGUCCGGCUCAAUUUGAUUUAAACAACUCGACCUUACCAGUCAGUGCAGGCUUGGAAAAUGUCAUCUCGGCGCCGAAUCUGUCCGCUCCGACAGCGCCAUUCCAGAGUAUAAUCACUCCGCCGGCAUGGGACGGACCAUCCCAGACACUUCCUACUUUCUUUCAACCAACCCCGGCAAGCUUCCCCGACAUGGAGUUGGGGCAGGACCCAAUUUCCGAUAACUUUGCCUUUGCAUUUCCCAAUUUCGUUCCCUCUCAAUUCUUGGACACUGAGAUCUCUCUCUCGGAUCUACUCGAGCAGUUUCCUGCACAGGGGCAGGCGUCUCAGGGACCACGGCUGUCUUCAACGCCAGCUGGUCCUCCUGCUCCCUCUCUCGACGACACAGCCGACUAUCCUAGUGUCCUGCCCGAUCCAAAGGACCAACCACAGCGCCGCCUGCCAUCGCUAGAUGACCAGCCGCACAAAAGUGGCUUGGAGGCGCAACUCGACGCGGCAGGAUGUCCGUGGGCAAUCUCUGCGGGCGCGUACAAGACGAUCGUGGACAAACUGACCGCAAAGCGGACUGCCUUGAUCGAUUUUUCACUGCCAUCCAGGUGUGCCCUCGUGCGAUAUUUGGAGGGCUACUUCCGAGGAUUUCAUGACCAUCUUCCGUUUCUUCAUAUGCCGACCUUCCGUGCAGAGACCGUCGAGCCCGAGCUCCUCCUCGCAAUGGCGGCUGUCGGCGCCUUGCAUCGCUUCGAGCAUCACAAGGGCCACCAGUUGUACGUCGCAGCGCGGUCCCUGAUUGACCAGAACACGCAGGAUCGCCGUCGCAGACUGGUCGGGCAACUAGUCGGCCGCUCACCAGGAUCUGCAGCAUAUGCCAGUCCUUUUUCAGACAGUCGCCGCGGUUCGAGCAAUCCGACCAGUGCAAACGAGACGGCUGAAGAUACUACUGACGAACUUCAGCGAGCACAAGCCUUGAUCGUUCUGACAGCCAUGAGCUCCUGGGGUGAGGAAGUCCUCGCGCAGGAUAGUCUAGCGAUGAGCAGCCAGCUGGCGGUGCUCGUGCGGACACUGGGGAUUCAGGAAACGGACAAUGGCGCAGAUGCCGAACUCAGCUGGCUGGCAUGGGUGGCACACCAACAGCGGCGACGUACCUUCUUAAUCUCAUACAUCGUCUUUAACCUGCAGAGCAUCAUCUUCAAUAUUCCACCGCAGAUUCUUACUAGCGAGGUGGCCGUGUGUUUACCAUCCUGCGAAGCAGAAUGGAGGGCUUCUUCACCCGCCGCGUGGGAGCGACAUCGCGCCGUCUCCCGGCUCCAUGAACGCGGAUUCACUUCGACGCUCAACGAACUUCUCAACGGAAACGAUAUCACUGGUCAUAGCCUUAUCUCUCCCUUUUCCAAUUACAUCCUCAUUCACGGCCUGGUACAGCGCAUCUACUUUGAGCGACAAGCCGCUGGUGGCAGUUUGCGUACUCCACUCGUAGAAUCCCUCGAAACAGCACUGAAGCACUGGCAAUCUAGCUGGGAGAGCACCUGGGAGUCGAGUCUGGACCCAUACUGUCCCAAGGGACCGUUGGGGUUCAACGCGACCGCACUGCUACGACUCGCCUACAUCCGAUUGAAUUGUCGGACGGGUCUCUGUCAUGAGCUCCUCUCCAGCGAUACGACUCGUCUCAAAUCACUCAUCUCCCCAACACCACCGCUAGAUCAUAUUAGUCGUUCCCCGGCCCUCAAUCGUGCUAUCCUGCAGUGCAUUCACGCCCUGAGCAUCCCUGUGCGGGUGGGAAUCCCCUACGUCGCGCGCACGCAGACCUUGAGCUGGAGCGUACAGCACUCCAUCUGCCACCUAGAGUGCGCGGUGCUGUUGAUACGGUGGAUGCAGAUGCUGGCUAGCGCCGUGGCAGCACACGGGAUGGGGAGUCUGCGGGAGGAUGAACGGAAGCUGCUCCGCAUGGCGGAGUACUUGAUUCAGGAGACAAAUGCUGUGGAGGGAGAUGAAGGCAAGGAGGGAGAGAGUGAAGCGGAGAAGAUCCAGCGGCUGGCGGGGAUGACGGCGCAGGUCUGGGCUGAGAUCUCGAGCGGGAUUCAUGUCUUUGAUCUGGUGCGGAGGAUUGGGGAGGCGUUAAGGGGGAUUGCGGACAUGCUAGGAGGUGAAGGGGAAGGGGGUAGUGAGACAUAUUAUCUCUCCUCCAGCUCUGGCAGUGUAAGCCGGUAA